Molecule: messenger RNA, 1482 nt
Organism: Oncorhynchus tshawytscha (Chinook salmon)
Lineage: Eukaryota; Metazoa; Chordata; Actinopteri; Salmoniformes; Salmonidae
Exons: 20
Coding region: 16-1020 (334 amino acids)
Source: RefSeq, a predicted model, not a curated record
GUUUUGAAUCGUGUGAUGAAUUUGAAUAUAAGUACUUCACGAAACGCUUACGGGAUCUCUUUUAUCUGCAAUUUCCAACUUGUUGACUCAGUUAGCUUGCUGGCGAAGUGCACUGGAAGGGACUGCAGAAAUGGAAAAAAAAAUGCAACUCCUGUAACUGCAGACCAGACAUGGAUGAGAAAAAUACAGUCUGUAGCUAACAACUGGAACUGCAGACCAGAAUGGAUGGAGAAAGUACAUCUUGUAGCUAGCUGGAACUGCAGACCAGAAAGGAUGGGGAAAGUACAUCUUGUAGCUAGCUGGAUGCAGACCAGAAAUGGAAUCCUCUACACCAGAACAUGGCUUCCUGUAACGCCUGUAACUGCAGACCAGACAUGGAUGAGAAAAAUACAGUCUGUAGCUAACAACUGGAACUGCAGACCAGAAUGGAUGGAGAAAGUACAUCUUGUAGCUAGCUGGAACUGCAGACCAGAAUGGAUGGGGAAAGUACAUCUUGUAGCUAGCUGGAUGCAGACCAGAAAUGGAAUCCUCUACACCAGAACAUGGCUUCCUGUAACGCCUGUAACUGCAGACCAGACAUGGAUGAGAAAAAUACAGUCUGUAGCUAACAACUGGAACUGCAGACCAGAAUGGAUGGAGAAAGUACAUCUUGUAGCUAGCUGGAACUGCAGACCAGAAUGGAUGGGGAAAGUACAUCUUGUAGCUAGCUGGAUGCAGACCAGAAAUGGAAUCCUCUACACCAGAACAUGGCUUCCUGUAACGCCUGUAACUGCAGACCAGACAUGGAUGAGAAAAAUACAGUCUGUAGCUAACAACUGGAACUGCAGACCAGAAUGGAUGGAGAAAGUACAUCUUGUAGCUAGCUGGAAGUGCAGACCAGAAUGGAUGGAGAAAGUACAUCUUGUAGCUAGCUGGAACUGCAGACCAGAAUGGAUGGAGAAAGUACAUCUUGUAGCUAGCUGGAAGUGCAGACCAGAAUGGAUGGAGAAAGUACAUCUUGUAGCUAGCUGGCACUGCUAGUCGUGACUCCAUCCUUCCAAAUUGUCUCGUUGACUAGCGACGCCUGGGCUUCAAGGUUGGGGGACAGCAGACCAGAAAAGGACACAGUGUUACACUUGCAUUUUGUGAAGUUGUUGCAAGAUUGUAUUUAGGAUGACACUAUCCCGAACAUGAUUGACAACGAAAUGUAAUUUGCAACCAAAUGUGUUAGCAGGAUUAUGGGGAGAAUAGCUUUAUAAAGGUUGUUACAAGGUGUUUUCUUUCAUUUAUUUAAUUCCUAGUGACUGUCUUCGCAAGGGUCAUUGUGAUCUUUAUCAUACAAUGGAGCUGGCCAUCACUACCAAUGUGGAGACCGCCUUAUUGCCUUUUCAUUUACAACGCUCUAAAUUGAAACUGCUACCCUAGGACAAAGUUUGUUAUAUUGACUGUAUUGAUUUGUGGAGUAACUGGAUGUUUGAAUUUAAUAAAGAGAAUUUAAAUGCG